AAUUUGGGGGUUCUUGAAAUAAAAUUAAAAUAAAACAGGGAGUCAGAAAGUCCUUAGCUGUUGUAUGAUUUGAAGAAGAAUGUAAGACUGCUUCUGUGGUGUGACGAAGUGGGUGUCUAGAGCCAGAGAUCACACAGCUGCCUGGUUGUGUGAGCUUGGGCAAUUCAUGUACCCCUCUCUGCCUUGGAUUAGAUUGGGAGGCUGGUGGCUGAACCAUCUGACUUAUGUGGUUAUGAUAUUCAUGCAUUCAGUAAAUAUUUAUAGAGCUCAAUCCUGACUCUGUGUCACUGAUAUAUAUUGAAUAGGACAGAUAAAAUCCCUGCCCUCAAAGAGUUCACAUUCUAGUAUGGGAAACAGACAGUAACUGAAUAAAUACAUGUACAUAGCAUGCCAGCAGUGGUCAGUGGGCCAGGGGAAAAUAGACAGUAGAACAAAGAACAGCAGGCAGGGCAGUGAGGGAAGGCUCCUCUGAGGCAGUGGUAUUUUGCACAAGACCCGCAAGAAGUGGGAGACUAAGCCUGAUGGACAGCUAGGGAAAGAUCAUUAUAGGAACGCAGAAUGGCAAGCACAAAGCCCAGGAGGCUUGGUUUCUUGGUGGACUACCAGGGAAGCCAUUGCAUCUGAAUGAUGGGAGAUGAGGUCACAGAAACAACGAAGGUGAAGAGAAGUGAUCAUAUGCUGGAGAUAUUCUGAAGGUAGAACCAGAAGGAUGUGUUGAUGGACUGGAUGUGGGGUUUGAGAGAGGGAGAGAGGUGUUAAGGAUGACUUCAAGAUUUUUGGCUUGCGUAAUUGGAAGGAAGGGGGUUGCUAUUGACUGAAGGGGAAGCAGUAAGCAGAGCAGGUUUAGGGAAAAAUUUAUCAGGAGCUCAAUGUGGGAUGUGGUGAACUGCCUAUCAGUCAUCCAAGUGGAUUUGUCAAGUGGUUGAUUGGGUAUAAAGUCCAGAGUUCAGGAGAAGAACUUUAGAAAUAAAUGUAGGGAUCCUUGGUACACAGAUAUAUUUAAAGACAUAGAUGUUGAGAUCACCAAGGGAGUGAGUAAAGAUAAAGAUGCUGGCCAAGGCCUGAACCCUGAGUCCUCUGAUGGUGAUAGACCAAGUAAUAAAACGAGAUGAGAAUUGAUUAUGUUGAUCAAUGGAUGUAGCGACAUUGAGUUCUUUGGUGACUUUUCUGAGCCCCUGAUAGGGCCUUGCAGAAUUUUAAAUUACACUCUAUAACGUUUACAAGGGAAAAAAUGGCUCAAGAAAACAGUAGUCUCAAGCCAGAAAGAUUGCAGUUAAGCCAUUGUUAAAACAAAGUAAUGUCAAGUAAUAAUUUUACUUAUUUACUAUGUUUAUUGCCUCUCCCUCCCCUAUCUGGAUGUAAGGGAUCUGUUUUUUCCUUUUUGUUUACUGACUUAUAUGUCUAGAACAAUGCCUGGCGUGUAGUAGAUGCUUAGUAAAUAUUUGCUGACCUAAUGCAUGAAUGAAUGAACAAAUGAAUGAACGGAACUAUGUGAGUAGGCGGCAAUGUUAGUUUUGUUUAUAUGUUAACAGCCUUCGUGAAGCCACCCUCUGCUUCUUUCCAGGUUUCCUUCUGUUGAUGACAUGAGCUCAGGCCCUCUGAAUAUCUUUUGCAUUUAAUCUGUGCCCCCACCUACCGCCACUGUCCUACUGGUUUUUGUUUUGUUUUCAGUCUCCUUAAUCCUGAUGUACACCAACUCGCUUGGAGACCUUUGGGUCCCAGCCUGAGUAAUGCUUACUCCCGUGAGUCUUAGCUCUGAGCCGAGCACUGUGACUUAUUCCUGCUGGGGAGUCCCUGUCCCUGACCACUUUGAGUCCAGCUGUUCUCUGGUUUGGGUUUGGAUAGAGCAGUAGACAGUAGACUUUUCCUUUUCCUUCUAUCUCCUCCCUACCAGUCUACACCCAAAUCUAGUUAGCACUUCUUUUAAAUUGUGAGUGGUGGCUGACGUGUUCAUUCCUGGCUAAUCUUAGUCCUAAGUGUGACUUCCGUUAUGCACAGCUCGGGCUUCUCUGGCUGUGGAGUUAGUCGCCAGUAGGCUGCAAUGUCACCCUGUGCAGGCUUCAGCACAAUGAACCUAGUGGGACAAGUCCCGGUCCUCAUCAAUCCUUUGGUUACAUCGGGGAGCAGGUCUCAGUUGGGCACACAUGUAUCUCUAACACCUCCCUGAUACCUUCGUAACAAAAGAAAGACAGAACCCUGGAAUCCAGCUAGAAUGUGAGCAGGGUCUUAUUUUAAUUGUAUACAUCUUUUUGGUUACCUUCCAUUUAAGGCAAGUAAUGAUGGCUUCUGGUAGGAAGGAAAAAAGUUUCCUUCUUUAACACAUUCACUUAACUUUAAAAAAAUGAAGCAAUAAAAAAAAAAAACAUCAAGUAGGGGCACCUGGCUGGUUCAGUCCAAAGAGCAUACAACUCUUGACCCUAGGGUCAUGAGUUGAAGCCCCAUGUUGUGUUGUGGAGAUUACUUAAAUAAACAAAACUUUAAACAAACCAAGUAAAUAACUGUAGAGAAGGGAUGCAAAACUUCAGAGGGAGGGUAUGAGGACACAGUAGGAAGAUAAAAUCAAAAUUCUGAAGGUGGUCCUACAAUGACUGGCAUUUGGGCAGCGGAUUAGAAAUUGAGGGCAAGAAGGGACUUGAGUUAUCAUGAACUGUCUGCCAGCCUGCACCCUGACCCCAGGGCGCUAGACCACAAGCCUCAGGGUAGCUGGGAGCACAUGGCAGUGCGCCAACCAUAUCCUGGGGACUAGUAGGUGCUCAGUAAGCACUGGCUGAAUGAAAUGAGUAGUGAGUGGGUAAACGUAGCUCAGUUCCCCUGUUUUGCAGGUGAUGAAAAGGGUUUGGAGGCCAACUUGCACAGAAGCACAUGGCUAUUUAGUGGCCAGAGGGAGACGGUGGCCAGACAUUAGGUGCUGAGACCCAAGCCACUCUCACCAAGAGUGCUGCCUGAUCUACCGUGGGCUCCCUGUUGGCAUCCGAGUUAGGUUGGAAAUUCUACGAUGCAGAUGACUAUCACCCGGAGGAAAAUCGAAUGAAGAUGGAAAAAGGGAUCCCGCUGAAUGACCAGGACAGGAUUCCAUGGCUCUGCAACUUACAUGACAUCUUACUAAGAGAUGUAGCCUCCGGACAGCAUGUGGUUCUAGCCUGUUCAGCUCUGAAGAAAGUGUACAGAGACAUCUUAAUACGAGGAAAAGAUGGUGGACCUCUGAAGUGUGAGCAGAUGCGGAAGGACAAACAGCCAGCUGAGGUGAAACUCCUCGUGGUCUAUCUGAGUGGGUCGUUUGAGGUCAUCUCUGGACGCUUACUCAAAAGAAAAGGACAUUUUAUGCCCCCUGAGUUACUGCAGUCCCAGUUUGAUACUCUGGAGCCCCCAUCAGAUCCAGAAAAUUUCAUCCAAAUCAAUGUGGACAAAAAUCUUUCAGAGAUAAUUGCUACAAUUAUGGGAACUCUAAGAUAACAUGAAAACUGUUUCAGAUCAGUGGUCUGGAACAAUCAGGCAGAAAUUUCUAUCCCAACUCAAACUAUGUUCUAGUAUCUUUGUCAAUACUGUAUUCUAAAUUCUUAAGGUGAGCAAACCAUAGUGUACUGAGAUAUGUGUGUUUGGGUAUGAUUUGAAGAAUCUGUGGUACUCUUGUCAUUGUGCUCUGGCACACUGGGAGGAGACAGGAGGGAACUUUGAAAGUAAAGCUUCACAGAAAUUCAAAUAUGAUCAGAGGGGAUUCUAUAAUCAAUGCUGUAAAUCACGACCUUAUUUAGAACAUUCUUGAUCAUGCCUAUAUUUGGACAAAUAAAUGAAACUUGACUAUC
Molecule: messenger RNA, 3803 nt
Organism: Felis catus (domestic cat)
Lineage: Eukaryota; Metazoa; Chordata; Mammalia; Carnivora; Felidae
Gene: IDNK
Product: IDNK gluconokinase
Exons: 5
Coding region: 3028-3453 (141 amino acids)
Cellular component (GO): cytoplasm
Molecular function (GO): gluconokinase activity
Source: RefSeq, a predicted model, not a curated record